Panicum hallii is the source of this 3437-nucleotide messenger RNA. RefSeq names its product splicing factor U2af large subunit B. Gene Ontology annotation, molecular function: poly-pyrimidine tract binding; pre-mRNA 3'-splice site binding. NCBI's taxonomy places the organism in Eukaryota, Viridiplantae, Streptophyta, Magnoliopsida, Poales, Poaceae. The record is from RefSeq and is a predicted model, not a curated record. Gene Ontology annotation, cellular component: nuclear speck; U2-type prespliceosome; U2AF complex. The transcript is spliced from 10 exons. The coding region runs from base 268 to 3192 and encodes 974 amino acids.
CCCACACGCCUUCUCUCUCGGCGAGGCCAUUAGUGGGCCAACGCUAGCAGCACACUCGUUCGCUAUCUUUCCUGGCGACGACGGCAGGGCGAGUGGCGCCGCCCACCAGUUCUUCGUCGGGUGCUUCGCCGGCGACGAGCAUCCGGCAGGGGAAGCCACAUGUUGUCGAAUGCUGUUGUUGCUUUGGUUCUGUGUGUACGCUAGGUUAGAUAACUUAGGUUCUCAUUGUCCUUGAGUCUUGACGAAAUUCUUGGCUUAAGGAGCAAGAUGAGUAAAAAAAUACAUGGCGAAAGUGACUCUCAGAGAAUCACUAGUGAAGGGACAGCUGCCCGCACAAGACCUCUGAGCAUUCAGGACAUUAUGUUGAGGCGUGAAAAAAAGGCUGCAUCAGAAGCUAAGAAAACCAAGGAAGAGCUCCAAGAAAAUGAUAAGGGUACAUCUAAUCACUUGGAACAGGGAAGAGGAUACAAAAGCAGAAAGGAUUCCAAAGAUAUGUCUGUGGAAGGUUCAAAAAAGAAGACUAGAGAUGCAUCGAGAGAGGAAUCCAAGAGAGAAAAUCCAAGAGUACCAAGGGAAGACUCUAAAAAGGAAGACACGAGAUAUACACCAAAAGUGGUCUCCAAGAAGGAUAACUCUAAAGAUAGGCCCAAAGGGGGUUCCAAGAUGGAUGACCUGAAAGAUACACCAAAGUUCUCAGAGAAGGAUGACCUGAGAGAUGCACCAAGGAAGGGCUCCAAGAAAGAGAGACCCUCCACAAGAGACGAUUACCAUUCAGUUGGCAAUGAUAAAGAUAUUGGUAAUUCUCAGAAAAUUACCAAAAGCAUGAGUAGCCGAGCUGACGGAAGCAAAGAUAGGAACCUUGGUGAGAUCAGAGCAAGGAAUGGUGAUGCCACAAGAUCUGAAUAUCUGAAAGGAUCUGGGAAAAGAGGGAAUGAUGAAAUAAUUGUCAAUGAUAGAAUCAAGGAUAGGAGUGAGAAGCCUCGAAAUGAAACAAAGAGAAAAGGUCGCAGCUUCGAUAAUGAGAAGAGUUCAGAGGUUGAUCGACCAAUGUUGAUGAAACCGGACUCUGCACGGUUUCAAGAUUCCAAACAUUCUGAUAGAAAUGAUGGAAGGAAUGAGUAUGCAAAACCAUACCAUGGAGAUCCAAGGUUGAAAAGGAGAAGGUCUAGAAGCAGGGAUCAUGACCGCGAAAGAUUUGGCAGGUCUAUCUCACCACCAGCAAGGGAACAAAGGCAUAAUUACCGUGGACACGAUUUUGGCAAUUAUCCUCCAUACUACUCAAUGGAUAAAUCAAGGAGGAAGUAUGCUGAAGUUGACAAACAAAGAUCAUCUGGGAGUGGUGGAUACAGUGGUGGGUCACACCAAAGAUACGAACGUCGGCUUGGUGGAUACUCACCAAGGAAAAGGAAAACAGCACCACAAGCUGAGCAGGCAACUGCCAAGACUCCUCCCCCGGUCAUUCAAUCCCCAGAAAAGAAAUCAGCUACAUGGGAUCAGCCUCCUGUGAAAGCAAACCAAUUUAAAUUCCCUACCACUUUGCAGUCAACUGUUGGCCAGAUGGCUCCAUCUACUCCUUCAACUACAGUAGAGACAAUAUUGGCAGGGAAUAGUUUGGCUGCAGAUUCUGUCCAGCUUACACAAGCAACCCGCCCACUCAGGAGGUUGCACAUUGAAAAUUUGCCUGAUUCAGCAACAGAGGAUAGGUUAAUUGACUGCUUGAAUGACUUGUUGUCUACUGGUGUGAAAUAUACCCAGAGGUCUAAACCAUGCCUCAGUUGUACGAUAAACAAGGAAAAACGUCAGGCAUUUGCUGAAUUUCUUACACCAGAGGAUGCUACAGCAGCUCUUUCUUUUGAUGGAAGGUCUCUAAACGGAUCUGCUUUGAGAAUUCGACGCCCAAAAGAAUAUGUUGAAAUGGUGAAUGUAGCUCCUAAGAAGCCUGCUGAAGAGAUUGGGUUAAUAUCUGACGAUGUUGCUGAUUCACCACACAAGAUUUUCAUAGCGGGGAUUGCUGGAGUGAUAUCAUCUGAGAUGCUCAUGGAGAUUGCUAGUGCAUUUGGCCCAUUGGCUGCAUACCGCUUUCUCUUUAACGACGAGCUUGGUGGGCCCUGUGCAUUUCUUGAGUAUGCAGAUCGCUCCAUUACACCCAAGGCUUGUGCUGGCCUCAAUGGGAUGAAGCUUGGUGGAUGUGUACUGACUGCUGUCCAUGCAUUUCCUAAUCCUCCUGUGGAGUUGAAUUGUCAGGCUGCCAAUGAGACUUCCCCGUUUUAUGGUAUCCCUGACAACGCCAAAUCGCUUCUUGAAGAACCCACUAAGGUCCUGCAGCUAAAAAAUGUGUUUGACCUAGAAGAGUAUAUGCAACUUCCGAAAUCUGAGCUGGAAGACACAUUGGAAGAUGUACGCAUUGAAUGUGCAAGGUUUGGAGCAGUCAAGUCAGUAAAUGUAGUUGACUAUGCUGCUGCUAGUGACAAUGCCACAGAAGAUAACAUAGUUCUGCUGGAAGACAGGCCAGUCAAGAUUGAGUGCACUGGAUUUGGUGAUACUGGAAACAUUGCAAAGUCUGGAACAGAAUGUGCUGCGCCGAAUCAGAGCAUAGAUAUUCUCAAUCAUUCUGAUGCUAAAGAAACUAAAGAUGUAGAUCUUAUUCCAGAGAGUCAGGAUCAGAAGGAUAAACACGUCCAGUUAAAUGCAGCCCUUUGUGAGAAUGAAGCACCUGUAGCAGAUGAGCACACAGACAUAGAUGACACUCAGAAUAAAGCUGAUCUCCCCACAUCGCAACAUUCUGAAACUGAUGAAGCAGCUGCGGAUGAGAAUAAACAUACAAAAGCAGCGGAGGCCACCACAACCGCAAUGGAUGAUGAUGCAGUAGAAAGGAGACAUCAAGAGCCAAGAACAUUAGAGAUCUGUAGACCUGCCGAGCCUGGAGAGGAAGUGGAGGAGCCUGCAAGGGACUGUGAACAACAAGGUGCUGUUGAUGUGACUGAAGAUCGUGAAGAAAAAGUACCUGCUGUUGAGACCGGGGACACUGUUUUCGUGUUUGAACCUGGUUCUGUGCUUGUGGAGUUCAUGCGGAAGGAGGCUGCAUGCAUGGCCGCACAUUCAUUACAUGGACGGCGUUUUGGCAACAGAACCGUUUAUACUGGGUAUGCUCCAUAUGAUCUCUACUUGAAAAAGUACCCUAGGUCAUUCUAGGUUUGAGACUGCUGCUACUCUGAUUAGCAAUUAGUUAAGCUUUGCAUAUGUGCCAACAGUUGUAGAGACGGGUAAUUUUGAGCCUUUAGAUGGUUCAGCACUUCAUUCAGGAUGGUGUUACUGUUAGUAGAAUGAAAUAUUGGGUGAACAGUACCGACACAAGUGAUCACUAACCAUACUUCUUAAAUUGAUGUUUAUACUUAUCCUUCUUAGAUUGACGUUUAUAUAUAUUUUUUUUGCAAUCA